AGAGUAUCUAUAAACAUAAAAUCAAAACCAACCAAAACUCUAUUUUACAAACAAACAAAAACAUGACUUCGAAAGGAUCUUUUGAAAAUAAUUAUGAAGAUUACAAAUCUGAAAUCGCUAGUAAUAUCCUCAAUGAAUCCAGAGACGGGGUAUCUGAAAAAUUCCAGCUAAAAUUACAAAACUUCAAAGCAGCUAAAAUGCACAUAUUGCUCACUCAAAUGGAAAAAGAUAUAUUUUAUGAUGGAACAGUGUAUACAGGGUCUGCUGGUUUGGCUUUAUAUUAUUUUACUAGUGCGUGGGUAAAAAGUGAAGUAAAUUUGGAUGUGUUAAAGACAUCCCUAGAUUAUAUCAACAUAGACACUCUUAAAGGACGCCGAAUUAGCUUUUUAUGUGGAGAUGCUGGACCUCUGGCAUUAGCAACUGUUAUAUCAUAUAAAAUGGGUACCAAGCGCCCAGAAUGCUUGCCAGAUUACAAAACUAUUGCAAAUAGAUUAAUGUCGCUCAUAUCACUCAUAAAUGAUUCUCCUGAUGAACUUCUGUAUGGAAAAGCGGGCUAUCUCUAUGCCUUGCUCUUUGUCAAUAAAUAUAUUAAUGGAAAAGACACAAUUCCUUCAAGUCACAUUGAACAGGUAUUUACAAUAACUGAUUGAUGAGACUACAUUUUGUUGGAACCUAUCCAGUGUUGGGCUGAUGAUUACUCGAAUAUUAAUCAAAGUAAUUUUUAAGUU
This is a messenger RNA of Ostrinia furnacalis (Asian corn borer), 728 nucleotides long. RefSeq names its product glutathione S-transferase LANCL1-like. The record is from RefSeq and is a predicted model, not a curated record. The transcript is spliced from 4 exons. Gene Ontology annotation, cellular component: plasma membrane. NCBI's taxonomy places the organism in Eukaryota, Metazoa, Arthropoda, Insecta, Lepidoptera, Crambidae. Gene Ontology annotation, biological process: carbohydrate metabolic process; peptide modification. Bases 63 to 650 code for a protein of 195 amino acids.